AUGGAUUCAUUAAUUUGUGUAAAGUGUAAUAUGACUUUCAGAUCCAUGUAUUUUCUGAUGAAACACAAGGAGAUGUUUUGUAUUGGAGCAGUUUCUCAACAAAAGAGUCAGAAGAUAAGAGAAAAGAUCAGAAGGCAUCAGCUACACCGACAUUUGCCCGAAAUUCAGGCAUUUCAGACCGUGCAGUUAUCUCAUCACGAUCCUAAACCUGAACCUUACAACAAACCAACAGAUCCCGCAGACAGAUCAGAAGUUCACCUUAGUCAAGACCUGGCUGAAGUUCAUGAAUGCAAUGCAGUACUAUCUGAUGGACCCAAACAACUGGACAUGCAAAGACAAGAGUUUGAUUACAAGCUGCAAGAGUUAGCUGCUCAAAAUGGGAAAGUGGCUGAACUCAAAGGAAUGCUGUUAGAGCUGAAAGAACAGGAGCAGAGAAACACGACGUUACUGAAAACUCUAAUGGAUCAUCUGCAGCAGCAUGGGCAGGACAUUCAUUCAAGUCAUGACCCACACCAUCACAUAGCUCAAAGUGAGGAGAGAGUAAUAGAAAAAUACAUCCCUGUUUAUAGCUGUGGAGUGCUUUCUACAGAAAUCAGUACCCUUCAUCUCUCCUAUCUCCAGAGUGGAGGAAAUGAUCCUCAAAUCCUGGCUCACCUGCAGCAUUUGUUAGACGUGGCUAUUAAAUUAGAAAUGCAGGCUGGGGAAAAAACUCUGCUCAAGACUAAACAUAAUAAGUGUUUGUGCUGUUAUGCAGGUCAAAGGGACAAAUAUUUGAGCAGAGAACUUGUGUCUGUAGAGCUGGAAAAUCAGCACUUGGAAGAGGAAUUGAUGAAAAUGGAGUUAAGAAAGAGAACGUCAAGAACAACUUCAAACUUUCGACCUGCUGAGCAGGAGAUGAGAGCUGCGAAGAUGAACAUUGAGCUGUUAAACAACGAAAUUGAGAUUAAUCAUCUGAGAAAGCAAAUUAUGAGUAGAAAAAUGACACCGUCUUUAGUGACCUUUCCCCCUCUGGAAGAACCCAGAUCACCAACUUUAACCAAACACCUCAUGAAUCAAUCAGAUGGAUUGUAUCCCAGUCCCUAUGACCCAAUGACAGGUUUUGUGGUGUUUUAUGAUUUCAUCUUGGGAUUGUGCAAGUCAUACAGAGUUUGUCGGCUGAUGGUGGGGAUCUACAGUGGGGAUGUAUGUUUGGGAAGCCCUUCCAUAUUACCCCCAGUUUACUGUGAUCCUGUCAGCUCUCCUCAGCACAAUGCAGAAGGAAAGGCUAUCCUAGCCAGUAAGCAGGCAGUACCAGGGGUCCAGCCUGCUACGUCAAUCUCUCUAGUGAUGCAGCUGCAGGCAUCAGGAGGUUAUGAUAUCUACGGAUAUGAAGUGACGCACUUAGCACCACGAGGCUGGAUGAAACUCCAUCUCUUUGACCAUCACGAUCGUUUGAUCACUGGGAGAUGGAAAGUACCCAUCCGUCUGCUUCCAGCCAAACCAUCAAUGACAACGGCAGAAGUCAAUUUUGUUCCCCAGUUGGACAAUGCAGAACUAUACCUAAGAAUCGUUAACACAAGAUUUGCUGAGAUUCAGAGCUCUGUUCCAAUUAGCAUCAACAAUGCUGGGAUCUACCAAUUCCCUCCUGUGCAAACUCCUAGACACCCAUUAGGCGUACAGGAGUCUCAUGAAUCCAUCAAAUCUCCAGAUGAUCAGCGUGAACGGGUCCAUGAUUCAACCUUCAGUCAACACCUUGUAAACACUGCUUCAUAACCUGAAGUGACUUUAAAUGAACUUUUGUAAGCUGAAAAACCAUUCUAAUGUGAAAUGUGCAACACUUU
Messenger RNA from Tachysurus vachellii, 1820 nucleotides. Its product is annotated as coiled-coil domain-containing protein 17-like. The transcript is spliced from 13 exons. The coding region runs from base 1 to 1752 and encodes 583 amino acids. The record is from RefSeq and is a predicted model, not a curated record. NCBI's taxonomy places the organism in Eukaryota, Metazoa, Chordata, Actinopteri, Siluriformes, Bagridae.